AUGUACUUCCUGCUUACAUCUAAAAACAUUGACUUUUCUAAAUUGGGCGAAUUUGACGGAGCCCUGCGCACCGCCCUGUCGUCGAUUUGCAAUGUUCAAGCGCCCAGACGGAUGCACGCUAAUACCUUGGAGAGCCGGCAGAUGUUUGGCGUGGGAUGUUACGGUCCCUGGCACCCUCGCCGAACGAUAGUAAACCUGACAAGUAAAGAAUGCGGUUUGGCCGCGGCCAGGGCAGCGGACGAGAAAAUGAAAAAAUAUGGGAACGCCCUCCCCUCGAUGGAAUUCUUGCCAAUAUGUAUCGAGGUUCUUGGCUCGAUGGACCCCAACACCCUUAAAUUUCUUAAGGAAAUAUGCAAAAUGAUCAGCGUCAGAUCAGGCGACAGCAGGGAACUGUUUUUCGCAACCAACCACAUUUCGUGCUUGUUGCAGCGGUUCCUGCGUGUCUGUGUGCUUGAAAAUAUCCAACUGAAUGCCGUCACGUGCAAUUAA
This is a messenger RNA of Helobdella robusta, 489 nucleotides long. RefSeq lists its product as hypothetical. Bases 1 to 489 code for a protein of 162 amino acids. Lineage: Eukaryota; Metazoa; Annelida; Clitellata; Rhynchobdellida; Glossiphoniidae. The record is from RefSeq and is a predicted model, not a curated record. The transcript is spliced from 2 exons.